Messenger RNA from Dipodomys spectabilis (banner-tailed kangaroo rat), 1291 nucleotides. RefSeq names its product akirin 2 (gene Akirin2). NCBI's taxonomy places the organism in Eukaryota, Metazoa, Chordata, Mammalia, Rodentia, Heteromyidae. The transcript has 5 exons. The record is from RefSeq and is a predicted model, not a curated record. Gene Ontology annotation, cellular component: chromatin; nucleus. Gene Ontology annotation, biological process: positive regulation of transcription by RNA polymerase II; positive regulation of innate immune response. Gene Ontology annotation, molecular function: transcription coregulator activity. The coding region runs from base 8 to 619 and encodes 203 amino acids.
CCCCGCCAUGGCGUGCGGAGCGACUCUGAAAAGGACUCUGGAUUUCGACCCGCUGCUGAGCCCCGCGUCCCCGAAGCGGAGGCGCUGUGCGCCAUUGUCGGCGCCCACCUCCGCCGCCGCCUCCCCGGCGGCCGCGGCCGCGGCCACCGCCGCCUGCUUCUCGGCCGCGGCCGCCUCGCCGCAGAAGUACCUCCGGAUGGAGCCGUCCCCCUUCGGCGAGGUCUCCUCCCGCCUCACCACAGAACAAAUUCUGUACAACAUAAAACAAGAGUAUAAACGUAUGCAGAAGAGAAGACAUUUAGAAACUAGUUUCCAGCAGACAGAUCCAGGUUGUAGUUCUGAUGCACAGCCAAAUGUAUUUCUCCUCAAUGGACCAGCUUCACCAGGGACUUCAUCUGCAGCAUCUUCACCAUUAAAAAAAGAACAGCCCUUAUUUACUCUACGGCAGGUUGGUAUGAUCUGUGAACGUUUGUUGAAAGAACGUGAAGAGAAAGUUCGAGAAGAGUAUGAAGAAAUACUGAACACAAAACUUGCAGAACAAUAUGAUGCAUUUGUGAAGUUUACGCACGAUCAGAUAAUGCGACGAUACGGGGAACAGCCUGCUAGUUAUGUGUCAUGAAUCACGCCACUGCAAUUGUGGGCUGCCUUGUUCCUUGUUGGUUGUUGCAGGAGGUCCUGAUUAUGACAUGCAGCAAUGGCAAUACACCCCUGUGAAUACAGGUUUCUUCAAGCUUUCGUCAGUGGCAACCACUCUUAGGCAGCAGCAACUGGUUUUGGAAAUUUCCCUGAUGUCAGUACCACCUGGAUGUGGACCUUUGCUACCUGUAUUAAUACCAGUGGCCUCAUUUUGCUGUAUCAUUACAAUUGGCUUCUUAUAGUAAUGUGUUUGAAAAGGAUUAAAGCUGGUAUUCUAGAACAUGCCCUUCACUGGUUGUGUAAAUAAAACUGUAGAAUGGCACUUGAGAUGAAGUUAGUGUGAUUUUAAUUGUGCACUACAACCAAGCUGUAACCAGUUAUUAAUAAUUUAGAAUGUAAUCUGAAGACAAUAUAUUAAGCAAAUAGCCUACAGUGCUUCCUAUGAAAUUGUGAAGGAGGGCAUUUCUGUAUUCCAGGACUUUCUGGGGUUUCAAAAUGGGUUUAUAUGAUUUUUUUUGGUAGUUUUAUUUAUUCUAUCAGUCUUUUAAACAAAUGUUUAUUGCUGCAUCUCCUCCCCUUAUCCCCAAGUGUAUCAUUGUUUUACUGCCCUUGUAGUACUGGAAUUUAGUUGGAAGAAUAAAACAUUUACUUCUGU